Messenger RNA from Arabidopsis arenosa, 2533 nucleotides. The record is from the annotation of a GenBank genome assembly. Lineage: Eukaryota; Viridiplantae; Streptophyta; Magnoliopsida; Brassicales; Brassicaceae.
AAUAAGCUAUCAAAACACCUCUAUACCUCUGAAACAAUGACUGCAAAUCUUCCCAUCACCAAACAUCCAAGUAUAAGCAUUGACUGUGGAACAACGGGAUCCUACGUGGACUCCAACAACGUAACAUGGGUCGGAGAUAAUGGCUUCGUCACAACCGGCGAGUCCAUUAAUAUUACGGACGUUGCCACAAAGCCGAUCAACACACUCCGGUACUUCCCAUCGGGUCAAACAAACUGCUACACCAACAUUCCGGCGACAAAAGACCGGAAAAACCUUGUGAGGACGAAGUUUUACUAUGAGAACUAUGACGACAAGUUCUCGCCGCCAUCUUUAGACAUAGUUUAUGACGGGAAACACCGUGAUUCUAUUGAAAUUACUGAGUCAUUACUCAACGACGAGGACACAUUUUAUUUCUCUGAGGUGAUAUUUGCUCCGGCGAAUGAGAAUAUUAGCGUUUGCCUCCUCCGUACGUCUCCGUCCGAUAACCCUUUUAUAUCUUCCAUUGAAGUUUACAGCUUCGAUGACGGCAUGUACGAAGAUCUUGGUCCUGAAGAAGGUGGAAGCAAAGUAGGAAAGAAAAAGAACAACUUACCACUCAUUUUGGGAGUUACGUUCGCCUCCGUGUUCGUUGUUCUCUGGUCAGCGUUCGUGGUUCAUAUUUUGAGAAAGCGUCAAAAUGCGAAGCCAGCGUCCAACACAGCACCAACUACGUCCACAGGCGUAAAUAUAGACUGCGGAACGUCAUUGCCGCGGUUAGAUAAGAACAACAUAAAAUGGGUAGGAGACAAAGACUUCAUCACAUCCGGAGAGUCUUCCACGGUUUUGUCCACCACUGUCGAGAAAUACCUCACCACACUUCGGUACUUUCCGACCGGCGACUCCAAUUGCUACUCCAACAUUCCGGUUACCAAAGGCGGAAAAGUCUUAGUGAGAACGAUGUUUUACUAUGGGAACUAUGAUGGGAAGUCCGCAUCCCCAACCUUCAGCGUAUUGUUUGAAAAGAAACACCAAGGCACCGUAUCGAUAUCUUCGGCGUUCGAACCUUACCUUUUGGAGCUGAUAUUUUCUCCGGCCAGUGAAGAGACCAGCGUUUGUUUUGUACGUACGUCUUCAUCAUCAAACCCUUUUGUAUCUUCCAUUGAAGUUUUCGACUUGGACGAUGGCAUGUAUAACGAGCUUGGUCCUGGUGAAGGUUUAUUUUACCAACAACGACGUGCGUAUGGCACAACAGAAAUUUUAAGAUCGGAUCUUCAAGGUAGGUUCUGGCUUCCGUUGGAGAUAAACAUAUUGUUGACAGGAGUACCAUCCACGGCCGCAUUAAUCGAUACCUCUGGUGCAUCAAAUAAGCCGCCUGAGUCCGUCCUCCGUAACUCUUGGACCGGGGAAGGCUUAUCAUUAGUCGACCCUACUCUUCCUUCGGAAGGAGUUCCGGUUUAUUUGGCUAUGUAUUUCUCAGAGCCUCUUGAGUUGAGUGUACGAUCGUUCAACAUAUUAUAUGGCGGUAAGAAAGUUGGUAAAGGACCAAUUGUGCCCGUAUAUGGAAAAGCCACGCAAGUGGUCGUGAGAGAUGUGGUGGCUAGCUCAAGCUCCGAGCUGGUGUUCCAGUCUACCCCUAGUGCGCUUUUACCACCCAUAAUAAAUGCGUUGGAGAUUUAUGUGAUAAGUCCGGGUACAAGCGGAAGCGGAGGCGGAAACAAAAGCGGAUCAGGAUCCGGUGGAGGUGGUGGAAGUGGAGGAGGAGGGUCUAAGAGUGGCGGGUCUGGAGGCUCUGGUGCUAACAAUGUAGGAUCUGGAGGGAGCAAUGAUGUGAGCUCAGGUGUGUAUUUGGACUUCUCUAUCUAUUUAACUUUUGAUCUUGAUGGGUUUCUUAGUUUGAUGAAAGCUCAUAGUACCAGAACAUGUGGGUCAACCAGUGAAGGAAAGAAAAGUAAACUGCCAACUAUACUCGGUUCUGUAUCUGCAGUAGCGUUUGCUCUUAUCGCAUAUGUGUUCAUUGCUGUUAUCUUAGCUAAUCGUCGCAAAGCGAAGCUACAAGCCCUGGCUAUACCUACGUCAGUGGCUCAUAUGGGUACUGGAGCGUCCCCUCUAUUCGGACAACAAAUGGGCAACGACUCAAACCAGUCUACAUAUGAGUCAGACAUGGGAGAUAUCAACGACUUGAUUGGAACGGAGCUUAACAAGGCGGAAUUGUCGGGGCUUAAAAAGGAAGAGGUGAAGGUUGAAGAUGGGAAUAUACUUCAGAUAAGCGGAGAGAGGAGCAAUGAGAAUGAAGAGAAGAGUGACAAGUGGCACCGUGUGGAGAGGUCAAGUGGCAAAUUCAUGAGGAGGUUUAGGUUGCCGGAGAAUGCGAAGAUGGAGGAAGUAAAGGCUAGUAUGGAGAAUGGUGUGUUGUCGAGUACGGUGCCGAAAUUGCCGGAGAAGAAGGCAGCUGAGGUCAAGUCCAUAGAUAUCUCCGGUUAAAAGGAGAAGUUGAACUUAAGAACUUGAAGAAGACAAAAUGUGGGAUGGUGUGAGAUAAAUGGUGCCAUUCUGA